Nothobranchius furzeri (turquoise killifish) is the source of this 1676-nucleotide messenger RNA. RefSeq names its product zinc finger protein 121-like. The record is from RefSeq and is a predicted model, not a curated record. Gene Ontology annotation, biological process: regulation of transcription by RNA polymerase II. Gene Ontology annotation, molecular function: RNA polymerase II cis-regulatory region sequence-specific DNA binding; DNA-binding transcription factor activity, RNA polymerase II-specific. NCBI's taxonomy places the organism in Eukaryota, Metazoa, Chordata, Actinopteri, Cyprinodontiformes, Nothobranchiidae.
AUUGAUUGCUGACCACCACCACCAGGAAGAAGAAGAAGUAAAGGAGCGUUAGCAAAGUUAGCUUGUAGUUGUUUGUUGUGUGAGGUGAACAUUUGAGUCUCUGGGUUAAACAUGGAUUCAGGAGAGUCUCUGAUGGAGUUUGUCAGCAAGCAAGUAGCUACUGCUAGAAAAAUAAUCAAAAAGGUUGAAGAAGCCUUGGCCCAGUUCGAGGAAGGGCUCGGUGGUCAGCGUAGACUGUCGGAUAUGAGCUCGGAACCACGGAGCAGCUCAUACAGAGCAGAACCUCCACAGCAUCAAGUUUGGGAAAAAGAGAAGGUUCUGACUGACCAGCAGCUCUUUAACCAGCAGUCGACCUCCAGUUUGGACCAGGAGGAACCAGAACCUCCACUGAUCAAGAAAGUCCAGCAGGAGCUCUGUAGCCAACAGCAUGAAGGGCAGUUCCUUCUGAAGCAGGAAAAUGUUAACUUCAUGGAGACUUCUUCUGAAGAAACAGACUGCCAUGAACCAGAACAGAACAGGACCCAACCCUUGUGUCAGAGUUCUACAGAAGCUGAGAAUCAAGAUCAGGGUGGAUGCAGGAAAAAAAACUCAGAAUCAAAGGGCAAUGAAGAACUGACACGUAACAAAAGACGUCAAAAAACCAAUCAUCAUAGAGACAGUGUAAAUGGUCAAAAGCUUAAAAGGCAGAAGAGGGCUCACAGAGGUGAAAGGCCAUUUUCGUGUGAGCUCUGUGGAAACUAUUUCAUUCACAAGUGUUAUUUAAAUGUUCACAUGAGAGCUCACACAGGUGAGAAGCCUUAUUCAUGCAAAACUUGUGGUAAAUGUUUUAGUCUCAGUGGUCACUUGACUACACACAUGAGAACUCACACAGGUGAGAAGCCAUAUCCAUGUAAAACUUGUGGUAAAUGUUUUAGUCUCAGUGGUAACUUGACUACACACAUGAGAACUCACACAGGUGAGAAGCCAUAUUCAUGUAAAACUUGUGGUAAAUGUUUUAGUCGCAGUAGUUCCUUGACUAAACACAUGAGAACUCACACAGGUGAGAAUCCAUAUCCAUGUAAAACUUGUGGUAAAUGUUUUAGUGUCAGUGGUCACUUGACUACACAUAUGAGAACUCACACAGGUGAGAAGCCAUUUCCAUGUAAAACUUGUGGUAAAUGUUUUAGUGUCAGUGGUCACUUGACUACACAUAUGAGAACUCACACAGGUGAGAAGCCGUAUUCAUGUAAAACUUGUGGUAAAUGUUUUAGUGUCAGUAGUGCCUUGACUAAACACAUGAGAACUCACACAGGUGAGAAGCCAUAUCCAUGUAAAACUUGUGGUAAAUGUUUUAGUGUCAGUGGUUCCUUGACUACACACAUGAGAACUCACACAGGUGAGAAGCCAUAUCCAUGUAAAACUUGUGGUCAAUGUUUUAGAGACAGUGGUGCCUUGACUAAACACAUGAGAACUCACACAGGUGAGAAGCCAUAUCCAUGUAAAAGUUGUAGUAAAUGUUUCACACAGCGUGUUGCUUUGAUUAAUCACAUGAGAACUCAACACAUGUGAAAGGUCUUUUCCAUGUUUUUUCUGUAGGAGAUUCAACCAGACAUUUUCUUUCAACUUCUUGUAUGAAAAUUCACACUUGAGAUUUUAUUCACAAGUGUGCUUUUAUUAAAGCUUUUUCUACAUUAAAA